AUGAUUUCAUCACCUUCAAACUCUUCGCCGUUGACUUUUUCUACCUCGGAAGUGAAUGUUAUGAAUCAUCAAGAGGUGGAUACAGUUGAGGAUGUAAGAUCUAUCUACUCACGUCCAUUAACUCUGGAAGAGAUGAUUGCGCAAAAUGAUGCCGAAAUUGAUGAAGCUGUAAGAAUGGGUAUUGUGGAUUAUUCGGUCUUGUAUGAUGAUGAAAAGGAGCCCUUUGAGGAUAAUUUUGAUGAAAGUAGUAGUGAUGAACAGGUGGAUUUUGAGGAAAUUGAGGAAGAACGAAAAUCUUGGGCAAAGAAAAAGAAACGCCACGGACAUGCCACAUUAAAGAGAAAUAAUUAUGAUGAUUUAAAUUUGUAUUCGGAUGAUAUGGUCCUUUUAGCAAAGAUCGAACAACGAAAAUUUAAUUGGUAUCUAAACAAAGGACUUGCUGAACAAAUCAAUGAAAACAGUAUCAAACUCAAGUUUAAACCAAAGGGAUAUGGUCACACAGAUGAUGCAUUCUACAUGUCCAAAAUGGAUAAUAUUUGUGUGGUAUGUGGUACUGACAAGGAGCUAACGCGACACCAUAUUGUAAGCUUUGAAUAUAGAAAAUGUAUGCCAGAAUUUGUCAGAUCUCACUCUAGUCAUGACAUUUGUCUUUUGUGUGCUCAUUGCCACGAAGAAUACGAAACAGAAGCAUUCAAGUUAAGAAAACAAAUUUCAGAACAAUAUAAUUCGCCACUUGGAGGAGUUGGAAUUACAAAGAAUUUGCAUUAUGCAUCUGCAAAGAAAGCUGCUAACGCUCUUCUCAAAUGUCGUGACACACUUCCAAGAAAUCGUGUCGAGGAGUUGGAGAAGGGAUUGAGGCAAUUUCUUAAAUCUUGGAAGCAAUGUACUGUCACGGUAGAACCAAGUAAUAAUGACAACGACGAGGAAGAUUCAGAAGAACCAAUACCAAAGCAUGUUCUUGAAAUGAUUUUAACACUACAAGUGAACGACAAGACCAUGUUUGUUUCUCAUGGUGAAGGUGUUAUCAAAAAUUUGAAGCAACAAUCGGCCAACGAUGAGGAUUACCUGAACAAAUUAGAUGCCUUUUGUAGAAUGUGGAGACAGCAUUUUGUCGACGUUUUAAAACCAAAAUUCAUGAGUCCACAUUGGAAAGUGGACAAGAGGAUUAGACGUGGCGAGCAUGACGAUCCAAACAAGAGAACUCUCAUCAAUGAGUAA
Messenger RNA from Naegleria fowleri, 1218 nucleotides. RefSeq lists its product as uncharacterized. NCBI's taxonomy places the organism in Eukaryota, Heterolobosea, Eutetramitea, Acrasida, Naegleriidae. The record is from RefSeq and is a predicted model, not a curated record. The transcript has a single exon. The coding region runs from base 1 to 1218 and encodes 405 amino acids.